Cygnus atratus (black swan) is the source of this 3311-nucleotide messenger RNA. It is a transcript of the gene WDR72, whose product is annotated as WD repeat domain 72. The coding region runs from base 1 to 3222 and encodes 1073 amino acids. The record is from RefSeq and is a predicted model, not a curated record. The transcript is spliced from 19 exons. Gene Ontology annotation, molecular function: protein binding. Gene Ontology annotation, cellular component: cytoplasm. Gene Ontology annotation, biological process: protein localization to plasma membrane. NCBI's taxonomy places the organism in Eukaryota, Metazoa, Chordata, Aves, Anseriformes, Anatidae.
AUGAAUGUAUCAGUACAGGCUGUGGCAGUGUGGGGCAAAAUUGCUCCCUCUCACAGCAUCACUGCUAUUAUGAUUACAGAUGACCAGCAGACUAUUGUUACAGGAAGUCAAGAGGGACAAAUAUGUCUCUGGGAUCUUUCAUCAGAAUUAAAGAUUUCAUCUAAAGAAAUUCUCUUUGGCCAUACUGCUUCUGUAACUUGUUUGGCAAAAGCAAGAGAAUUUGAGAAACAACCAUACGUAGUAAGUGCUACUGAAAAUGGGGAGAUGUGUGUUUGGAAUGUCGCUAGUGGACAGUGCAUUGAGAACGCAAAGCUUCCUUAUAGGCACACAGCAAUCUAUUACUACCAUUGUUCAUUCCGAAUGACAGGUGAAGGCUGGCUUCUUUGUUGUGGAGAAUAUCAAGAUGUUCUUAUUAUUGAUGCUAAAACUUUGGGUGUUCUACAUGCUUUGUCUUCUCAGUCUUCUGAUUGGAUAAAUUGUAUGUGUAUUGUUCACUCUGCAAGAAUUCAAGAAGACUCGUUGGUUGCGGUGUCUAUAACUGGAGUUCUUAAAGUAUGGGAGCUAUCUUCAUCCCUGACCAGCAUACAGGAGAGGCAAGGUGUGUGUGAAAAGGAAUCAAAAUCUCUGGACUGUUUAAACUGUCAAGCAAUACGGUUUUGCACUUACACAGAAAGGCUCCUUCUAGUUGUGUCCUCCAUAUGCUGGCAGGUUUAUGAUUAUUGUGAUUUCUCCUUGCUGUGUACUGAGUUCAGUAAAAGUGGUCAGUGCUUUGCUGGUGGUGAAGUACUAGCAGCUUACAGACUUAUCAUCUGGACAGAAGAUGGUUACAGUUACAUUUACCAGCUGCUAAACAGUGGGCUUUCUAAAAGCAUAUAUCCUGCAGAUGGGAAGGUGCUGAAAGAAACUGUUUAUCCUCAUUUACUCUGCUUUACUGGUCUGAAGGAAAAUAAGAGUUUUCCUUUUGUUAUGGGCUUUCUGAAUGAAAGGAAGGAGCCUUUCUAUAAGAUUCUUUUUUCUGGUGAAGCUUCAGGAAGAAUCACUUUGUGGCAUGUUCCUGAUGUCCCUGCAUCAACGUUUGAUGGUUCACCAAAAGAGAUCCCAAUUGCAGCAAUAUGGAGUCUUCAGGAUAACUUUGAUAAAAACCUUUCCAUGUCAGAGGGCAUUAUUGAUCAUCUUUGUGCAUCUAAAUAUGGAAUAGAAAAUGCAGUUGUGACUUCCUCUGUGUACAUACCCAGCCUUGAUAAACUUGUCUGUGGCUGUGAAAACGGGGAAAUUUUCAUAACACUAGGCUUAAAAACCGCAGGAGCAAGACUUCUAGAAAACGUGUCUUUGAAAGGUAAUCUAUCUCAUAAAGUUUUGAAUGGUCAUAGUAGCAGAGUCACAUGUUUACUUUAUCCACAUGAUAAAUCAGUCAAGUUUGAUCCAAGCUGGCUGCUAUCAGGGGGACAGGAUUCUGUUGUGAUCUGCUGGAGUAUAUUUACUGGAGAAAUCUUGCACCAAUUUAUUCUGCAAGCUGGUCCAGUGACAGAGCUAUUGCGAUCUCCAGAAAACUUCAAAUUUAAAGAUCACAGCAUAGUGUGCUGUGUGUGCAAUGAUCACUCAGUAGCAAUUCUACACCUUCAGAGGAGAGAGUGUCUCCUACAUGCCAGAAAGCAUCUGUUUCCUGUGAAGAAGAUCAAAUUUGACCCUGUUGAAAAUCUGCUAAUUGUUGGAUGUGAAGAUGAUUCAGUAUAUGUUUGGGAAAUUGAAACAGGCACACUGGAACGGCAUGAAACAGGUGAAAUAGCAAAAGCAAUUCUUUCUUCCAUUGAAGAUUCAGAAUACUUAGUGGCAGAUGCUCUACUUCCUAUAUCUCAAGAGUUAAAAAGAAAUAAAAAUCCUGAACACAAAUCCUCUAGCUCUUAUAAGCUUGGCACGGUCUCUUAUAAUCUUACUCAUACAGAAAAACCUUCAGAUAAGAUAAUGGAUAACAGCCUCAUUCGACAGCCCUUUACUGUUUUACCAGUUAAGACAAAAUGGAACAGUGCAAACUUUCAUAUUCUCUUAUUUGAUCUGGAAAAACUUUUGCAACUUCUGCUGUCAUCUCAACUCUGUGGAUUAAAGUCAUCAAAUUCAUUCCACAGCCUUGACGCUACAGAAAGAGCCAAAAGUACUACUGAGAAAAGGGCACUGACAUUAAAAAGAAAUAAAACUGCUGGUUCCAUAUCAACAGUGGAUGGGCAAGUAGAUGCUGUUUGUACAAACCACGUCAGUGGGGAUACUAAUGCAGUUAGAUCUUUGGAAGAAAGUGGUGGCAUAAAAAGACAGAAAAAAAUGAAGAGUUCAAGAAAGAUUAGAAUGCAGUCAUCAGGAAACAUUGAUGUGGACAUCGCCACAGAUAUAGCUAAACUGCUUUUGUCGUGUCUCUUACCCUGGGGUGUAGAUAAAGAAAUAGACAAUCUUUGUGUAAGACACCUAGAUAUUUUGCGGCUCCAGUGUCCAGUUUCUUUUGGAUUUGUGUCAAAUGAAAAUCACGUAUCACUGAUGUUGCCAGGAUGGAAGUGCGCUGAUUGUGGUGUGCUAGAAGAACACACAUUAAGUAACUUGUUUUCAAAAAGAGUGUUUGAUUUAUCAAACAAGUACCUUGCUGCAACUGAAGGACAAACUGAAAAGAAGGAUGGACCAGUGAAUAAUGCUUAUGGAGCAAAGGGAUUGGAAACAGUUAUUUUCUUAUUUAACAGAAUAGCUUUAAUCAACAGGAUAAUUAACAUGCCUUCAGCAGAUACAAGUGAAAUUGAAAGUCCACAUCGAUCAGAAUCUGUACAUGACAAAUGGCGAAAUAUGGAAGCAGCCAUGUCUUCGUUUUCCAGUUUUUAUGAAGAGUUAUCAAGCAAAACAAGUAAACGCCAUUCCCCCGACUUUAGGAGAGUUUCACUGCUGAAACUCAUUUGUUGUUGGAGUGACCAAUCUAUAAAGAUUAUUGAGGCACUGCAAGCGGUGCUGUUUGCAGAAGUUCAAAGGACUAUGAAAACCUUGAGAAAGACAGCAGUCUACAGAGAACCGUUGGCCAUAGUAGAGAAUGGAAAUGUUAGUGCGCUCAAGCAUGACAAGAGCUCAAACUCAGCAAACUUCCAAGAUGUGGAGGAUGUGCCUGACAGACGUGUCUUGGAAGAGUCUGAGAGUCCAGAUGAUAUGAAGGCACAUCCAUGGAUAUCUAAGGUGUGCUCCUGUAAGGUGUGUUAGAAAAAACCUACUUAGCUGAAAGAAUGAGAAGAUCCCAAAGAGCAGCCAAGAAAUAGGACAUAUGUGGCGUGGACAUGGAACAGCUUGCU